Messenger RNA from Phlebotomus papatasi, 4355 nucleotides. RefSeq lists its product as uncharacterized. Bases 1575 to 3818 code for a protein of 747 amino acids. The record is from RefSeq and is a predicted model, not a curated record. Lineage: Eukaryota; Metazoa; Arthropoda; Insecta; Diptera; Psychodidae. The transcript is spliced from 4 exons.
CGGUCGCCACUCCAAGAGUCAGUCAAGUUGAUUCAGUCAUGUUGAGCGGUUCGUUUGUCUUGUAGCUCGCGUUUUCGACUUCUAAAUUCCUUUAGUAAAAGCCUUCUGGGGACAAUUUGCAUUAUAAAACUGUGCUAUUGUGGACUAUUUUUUGUAUUGAACAUCCUGUGAGGUUUUGCAUUAAAGUGUUUCAACUCAACAGAAUAUUCGUGCUUAGAAAGUGUUGAUUGGAAAGGCCAAAGGAAAAAAAAUCAAUUUCCACUUGUUCGUGAAGCUACAAAAUUUGAACUCUUUCCAAGAAGUGAAUGGGAAUGAAGAAUAAGGGAUUACUACCAUCGAGGGAACACUGUAUUCUCCAUUUUUAUUGUGUACCGAUAAAAAUCUGCGCAGAAUUCGGAUCGAGAAAUUACCAAGUGACACCGAAAUUUACAACAAUAAGUGAAUUGGGUGAAAAUGUUGGAGGAACUCGUUGGGGGGUAUUGAAUUGAGUGGCAUAGGUGAUGUGAAUUCCUUGAAAUAGGUGUGUUUCCAAUAAGUGAUUGGAGAAAAGGAGUUAAGUCAAUUUACCGAAGAUCUGAGAGAGAUCACCCUCAAUUAAAAGUCUUCGGCAGGCGUGUGCUUCCUGGUACAAUAAAAGUGGAUAUAAACAUCGACUUUUCCAUCUCACCGAUUCUCCGUUAAGUGGGAUGUUGUUUUAUUCUCUGGACUAUAAAAUUAAAAUAGGUACCUUCAGCUUCUUUUAGUGCCCUUUUUUUUAUGGAAUAACACUGCAUCUCAGCGGCAAAUUGUGAACAUGAUUUUGCCCCCUUUUCACAGUGUCAAUUAGCGACAUGAAGAAAAUAGACUGAUUAUCUCAAGUGUGGUGAAUAUUAGUUUCAUAAUAAUUUUCUGAGAGUGUGAGGGAACGGUAGGAAAAAGUGAAUUGUGUGCAGAAAAGAGGAGUUUGUGGAAUAAAUUUUCUCUUUUGUGAUUUACUAGAACACUUAGCAAGAGAUCUUUUUUUUCCUCUUUGAACUUGAUAAUUUCCUUCUAUGUUGGUGCAUAAUAUGUUGAGUCGCGCGCCAAAAAACGGUACCACCUAUUAAAAUACCAUCAUAAUCGUCCAUCCACCACUGAGGAUAGGUGAUCCAAAGCAUAUGCAUUUGUCGUCUUUUCAACCGAUAAAAUACAAUUACGCGACAGUGACCCAAUUUGGUGGCUGUUGAUUUUGCCUCAAAGAACAUUUUCCAUCCUAUGGAGAGUGCUAAUCAACACGGGGCGUGCUACACAGUUAGGUUGGCAUCAUACAACACACAUUUAUUCAUCAGAUGCUCAUAGUUGAAGACCUGAACAGAGCAAAAAUUCCCGCUUCGAUCCACGAGAGAGAGACGCGGCAUACAAAACAGCGGCACCAAGCAGUUAGUCCACGGACGUGACGGUAUCUGCAAGUAUCAACAUUAAAUAUUUUUCAUACAAACUUGCACAUACAACCCGUAGUAAAUGACCAGAAGGGAAAUUGGGGGUAUCUGGCUGUAGGAUCAGAACAAUUGGUGGAGACAAUUGAGGCUUUGAGAGUUUUGAAAGCAAACAUUCCGAUGUUGCUCUUUGAGGAAAAUCAGUCACAGGUACCCAUCGGAAGUAGUACAAUGACUUCAAAUGCAAAUCACGAAGAUCACGAUGAGGUGGAUUUUGUUGUGCGAUCAUCAUAUGGCAGUGGAGAAAAGAAAUCACCCGAUUUGAUAAGUCAUAGCAAUGGCCUUCCGCACUUGAUCAAGGAGAUCACAGCCAAGGAGAUAAGGGAGAAGCAGAAGAAGAAGGCCCAAAAUGAGAAGAAUUCGAUCAAGUCACCGCUUGAGCGGUUACCGAUCUUCAAGAAUCACCUGAGAAAGGGCACAGAGAUAGCCCAGAAGGAGAGUGUUAGACCAAAGUUGAAUAAGAAUGGAACCUCAAUUGCAGCUCGUUUGCUCGGCAAUACCUACAAUACAGCAACAUCAACCACGAAGAAGCGAUCGUCAUUGAAGCGAUCGCAACCAGUCUCAAGGACAACAAAUACCGAACGCUUUCACAAAUGCGUAGAUAUUGGGGGUUUUCAAGAGGAUCAUCUGCAAACCAUUGCUGGACAUGCAGACCGAGACAUCAGUGCACGGGCUCUGAGGUCCUUGACCAAGGGUUUGGGCAAACUCCUGAGACGACGAACUGACAGUGUCAACAUUAGCACUCCCGAUCCUGAGUACAAAGUCUCCUAUCUCGGCAAUGUGCUGACAGGCUGGGCGAAAGGAGAAGGUUGUGUGGAGAAACCUAUGUCGACUCUAUGGCGAAACUAUGUUCAGCACUACAAGCCAGAGGUUGUUAUGAGGAUCAAGGUGUCCUCUUCAGGUCUUAAGGCAACUACCAAACAGCAUGGUCUUACAGAAUACUGGAGUCACAGGAUAACUCACUGUGCAGCUCCUGAGAAUUUCCCCAGAGUCUUCUGCUGGAUCUACCGACAUGAGGGGAGGAAGCUGAAGCACGAACUUCGAUGUCAUGCCGUUCUCUGCUCCAAAGAAUCCAUCGCCAGAGAUAUUUCUGUCACACUACAGAAUAACCUAUUCAAAGCGCUGAAAGAGUUUAGGCAGGACAAGCUUGCACGCCAAAAUGCUCGGCUCAGCCUAGCCAAUUCGGUGUAUGACAAUCCAGUCAUCCCACGGCGGAAAUUGCUACUGAGUGUGGGUGGAAAUAACUACCGACCACCGCUAGAGAGAUCCAAAUCAGCGCCCAAACUGAUGGCUAUUGAGGAGGACAUUGGUGAGGAGGAGGAUGAAAAUGAGACUGUUGAAUCCACAGAAGCGAGAGCAUGCUGUCGGGAAGAUUCUCUGUAUCCGGCAAUGACACUGGGCAGGAGACGAUGCCGACGAGGUCAUUCAAUUCGUCGCACUGGAAGGCGAGGAGUGAGCUUUAAGGCACCAAUCUUGGAGGAGAACAACAAUGACUGCAUGGAGGAGGAGCUGAAUGGGAAGAAGAGUGAGGAGAAGAAGGUGGAUUUCGAUACCAAAAAUAGCUUUAAGACACCCAAUGCCGGAAGUGAUGAGGACUUUGAUAGUUUGCUGGGUAGUGAACCAUUGAUUGGUGAAUUGAUGUCGCUGUUUGAGAUGAAAUUGCGUCCACCGCCAAAGACAAUGAGUCUGUCAGAUCUUCUGGAUACAGACGAAGUCAAAACGUCCAUAUCCCCUGUUACGAUGAACCGAAGCCUGGAUACUCUGGAUAAGUACUCAGACUCUGAAGAUGAGUCGAGUUUCUUCAGUCAAAAUGAUAUCCUGGCAAUGCUGAGGAAGGAGUCAGCGAACAAGAGAGGAAGUAGUCCAGAUCAGCGUUCCACAGAACUGUACGGGCCUCUGCGGCAACGACCAGGAUCGACUCUCAGACUAAAUGAAUCUCUGAGUAAUCACAAACUCACCCCCGUUGCAGCUGGUGACUCGGAUGAGCCGCAUUUGAAUGAGAAGGUGCAGAGGUCUCCAGAAUCGCCACCGGCGAUGCUACGCCUGCCAACGGGCUUAACGCACCUGGACAGCGAUGAGGGAAGCAUCUCAAGUGGCUGUGAAACUGCGAGCACAGUCACAGCCAAUACGGAUGAGAUGACUUCCAAGCAUAACUCCGUCGAAGAUGAUGUGGUGAUCCUUGAGCCCGUCGGCGAGAAGAAUUCCCUGGUGGAACUUCCGCCCUUCAGGCGCAGUGUCACAUUCCCACCUGAUAUGAAAACCCUCGAUAACCUGGACUCUGACUCGGAAUUCAGCGAUGAAUCCGGCUUCAGUGACUUCCAGGAGAACUCCAUCAAGACUCGCAAUAAGGCUAUCAUGGCCUAAGAGUUACCAUCUGUUAGUUUGAUCGAGGAGAUCACCCAGUAAAGAUCAUGAAAUGCGUUUUAGUUGAAAUUUUAAUAGAAUUUGUAUUAUUGAUGUGAUAGUUUUAAUAUGGGAGGAUUCCAUCUAUAGACCAACCCCUGUUAACAACUGUUAUCAUAAUUUAAUGCAUGGGUAAUGUUUCCUGAUAUUCUUAUUAGACUGCAGCACGUUGUUAGUUAAAACAGAAAAUACCUAUACCGUAGAUGUAGUAAUUGCAAAAUUUGACCUUUUUGGUGUAUAAUAGCUAGAAAAAAAAAGAAGCAGUGAGAGGUGAAAAGUUUAGAGAAAUCAUAUUGAAGGGGAAUAAGACCAAAUAAUACACUGAAAAAAUAACUCAAAUUUAAAGCUAAUAUCCAUGUAAGAUUGUUAUUAAAUAAAAUUGUUUUUUUUUUUGGAGGAAAUUACACAACUUAAGUGAAUAAAUAAUUAUAUAGAUAUUUUAUUGUACCUUCAACAAAAUGGAAUCUUGUAUUCAUACAAUAAAUUUUAUGUACCUAA